Molecule: messenger RNA, 828 nt
Organism: Purpureocillium lilacinum
Lineage: Eukaryota; Fungi; Ascomycota; Sordariomycetes; Hypocreales; Ophiocordycipitaceae
Biological process (GO): fatty acid beta-oxidation
Cellular component (GO): peroxisomal matrix
Source: RefSeq, a predicted model, not a curated record
AUGGCAGACCUCGGCGCAGAGUCCGUCGUCAGCGUCGAGUACCGCGGGCGCGUCGCCGUCAUCACCAUCGACAACGACAAGAAGCUCAACGCCCUGGGCCAGCUGCAGUACUAUGCGCUGGCGCGCGCCAUGCAGGAGGUGGCCAAGCACGAUGAGGUGUUUGUCACGGUGAUUCUCGCCAAGGGGCGUUACUUUUCGGCCGGCGCCGACGUCUCCAUCAGCCGCGCCGCCCCCGUCGACGCGACCGACUCGCACAAGCUCUGGCUCUCCACCUUCGUCGCCUUCAACCUCAACAUCACGCACACCUUCGCCACGCACCCCAAGGUCCUCGUCGUCGGCCUCAACGGGCCCGUCAUCGGCCUCUCCGCCGCCCUCGUCUCCUUCGCCGACUUCAUCUACGCCGUGCCCCACGCCUUCCUCCUCACCCCCUUCUCCUCCAUCGGCCUCGUCGCCGAGGGCGGCGCCUCCCGCGCCCUCGUCCAGCGCCUCGGCCCCGCAAAGGCCAACGAGGCCCUCAUCAUGAGCAAGCGCCUCUGGGCCAAGGAGCUGCUCGACGCGGGCUACCUGAAUGAGAUCUUUGACUACCCCAAGGGCGAGGACGCUGCGUUUAGGGAGCGCGUGCUCAAGGAGGUGGAUGAGCGUCUGGGGGACCACCUCAAUGGCGAGAGCCUCGUCGGUAUCAAGAAGCUCAUCCGCCGCCCUGAGCUCGAGACGAUUCACAAUGCAAACGUCCACGAGGUCUUUGCCGGGCUCGACCGCUUCGUCAAGGGCAUCCCCCAGGAGGAGUUCCGCAAGCUGGCCAGCGGCGAGAAGAGACACAAGCUGUGA